This is a messenger RNA of Durusdinium trenchii, 883 nucleotides long. The record is from the annotation of a GenBank genome assembly. Lineage: Eukaryota; Dinophyceae; Suessiales; Symbiodiniaceae.
CAAGUUUGAACCAAAGAACGGGAGGUGCGCAUAACCUCCUUGAAAUCGGUGUUGUGCCAUGUGGCAGUUUUUGCAGAGACUGCGCGAGCUUCUCAAGAGCUGGCUGAGGCACCGAGCUACAAUCUCCGAGGAGGCGCAGCAGCCACUGUGCUCAGGAGAUAGGAAAGAGCUUGCGACGCACCAAGAGCAGCGCAGGCUGCCAGAAGAAAUAACUGGGCUUCCUUUGGAAGAGAACUGGCUUUCAGUUUUUUCGUUCCUCACCGCGGAAGAGCUUUCUCGUGCAGCGGCACUGCAGUCGGCCUUGCGCCGUGUGGCGGAGCAUGAGGACUUGUGGAGGCAUUUAUGUGGCUUGCGAUGGGAAGGAAAGCAAUGGAUGCCGUCAAGCGAGCUCUUCCGGAACGGCAACUACCGCGGCCUGCAGCUCACGGUGGCUGAGUGCCGCUCCUUGCUGCGUCGACGCAACGUGAAGCCAGGGCAUUGUACGGAGAAAUCUGAACUCAUGGAGGCAGUAAACCGCUCCAGUCCCAACAUGGCAGGACAUCAAGGUGUUUUUUCCAGAAGCAAAUGGAAGCGGAGCUAUGUCCAUGCUGAACUGGACCGGAAACGAACCAGGAUCACUGUGGACGAGGUGGCCCAUUUUCGGUGGCAUUUGAUCUACCAUGGGCGUCCAUCCUCCAUGGGCCACAGGCAUUUUCAGAAGAACGGCGUGUUUGUUUCUCCACAUUUCGGCGAGACCACUUGGUCUUUGGAGCAGGACGGCCAGCUCUUCCAGUUGGAAGGGAUGGCUCCUUUGAAGGUCCACAGAGACCCAGAUACCUGGGGAUGGAUCCUCGGUGCUGGCAGCAGCACAGAAUACCUUUCUGUUGAGAUGACAGAGAAAUAA